GGUGAUAUGGCAGUAGAUAUGUUGGCUUCAGAGGCCAGACUUCCCAACGUGUCUAUUCUAUAACUGGUCUAAGCAUGCACCACAACCUCCUUCCCAUGAACACAAUCAAUGAUUGUAAAUUCAUAAUAUAACCUUCAAAACUGUAUAAACAUAAAUAUUAUUAUUGUUUUUUCUUUAGAAUGGAAGCAAUCAAAGCUGAAAUUGAGAGAAAAAAACGCGAAUUGCUUGAAAGCAAUGUUAUGGAGCCGAAUAAAAAGUUCUUUAAGAGAGGGCAACUAAUUACAAAACAAGAAGAGGAGUACAAGAGCAAAUAUGGACUGAAGUCAAGUGAAGAGGAGGAUGUCAACAAAAAAACUGGAAAUGGAACCAAAUUGGCAGCCGAUGGUAAUUCGGAUAGUUCACAGCUGUCUCGCAGGGAGGUGAUUAGGAGGUUGCGGGAGCGAGGGGAGCCGAUACUCUUGUUUGCUGAGUCAGAAUUGGAUGCUUUCAGGAGACUCAGGCGCUGUGAAAUUCUCGAACCUGAAGUCAACAAGGGAUUUAGAAAUGAUUUCCAAGAAGCCAUGGAAAAGGUGGAAGAAGACUAUCUCGAUGAAAUUCUGGCCUCGACUACAACUGACAGUUCGAACGAUGGUAGUAAGUCCGAAGAUUUGAAACUUGUGGACAAUCAGCUGACAUAUGAUCACAUUCAACAGAUGGCGGCCAAUUUGGGGAAGGGUGACAGAAUCCUUGAUAUGGAAGUCACUAUGCAGCUCCUCCAGUUUCUACUGAAGAUGUGGGGAAAUCAAUUGAACUGCAGGUCAUCCGCUGAGAAGAUGGGAACUCGAGGGAAGAUGACGUUGGCAACAUUUACACAGACACAAAUCUACCUGAAGCCCCUUCUCAGAAAGCUCAGAAGCAAAAGUUUGCCCGAAGAUAUUUCUGAUAGUCUCACCGAAAUAACACGACAUCUGCUUGAUCGAAACUAUAUUAUGGCGAGUGAUUCAUACCUGCAGAUGGCGAUAGGUAAUGCACCCUGGCCGAUCGGAGUCACCAUGGUUGGAAUCCACGCUCGAACCGGACGCGAGAAGAUCUUCUCAAAGAAUGUGGCCCAUGUACUCAACGACGAAACUCAACGAAAGUACAUACAGGCCUUGAAGAGACUCAUGACCAAAUGUCAGGAAUUCUUCCCAACUGAUCCUUCAAGAUGUGUCGAGUAUUGUCCGCAGUCAACCGGCUGAAAAAUCUUUCUUUUUCAAUGAUUGCUGGUCUACAUAUAUGAAAGAUAUCAAGGAUUGAUUUUAAGAACCGCAUGUUGUAUAGUUCUUGAGAUGUUUGAUUGCUGGCAGUUGCAUCCUUGGACACACUACAUCACUGUCGUCGCAGCUGAUAUUUUUCAAUGAGUAUUUUAUCUUUAUGAUGUAUUCGACAGACAAAAAAUCGUAAGUAUAAUUCACUGAGAAUUCAUAUUUUACAACACUCAUUUUCAAAUUCUCAAGUUUGCGUUACUUAUUGUGUAAGUUAUAUUUUAGUGAUAAUGUACAGUUCAAUUUUCUUAUUUAAAUUAUAUUUAAAAUUAUUAAAUAAUGUACCAAUUUUGACUUUCAUUUACUUA
Molecule: messenger RNA, 1591 nt
Organism: Nilaparvata lugens (brown planthopper)
Lineage: Eukaryota; Metazoa; Arthropoda; Insecta; Hemiptera; Delphacidae
Gene: Prp18
Product: pre-mRNA-splicing factor 18
Exons: 6
Coding region: 180-1217 (345 amino acids)
Biological process (GO): generation of catalytic spliceosome for second transesterification step; RNA splicing
Cellular component (GO): U5 snRNP; U2-type post-spliceosomal complex; U4/U6 x U5 tri-snRNP complex
Source: RefSeq, a predicted model, not a curated record